Tigriopus californicus is the source of this 760-nucleotide messenger RNA. RefSeq lists its product as uncharacterized. Lineage: Eukaryota; Metazoa; Arthropoda; Copepoda; Harpacticoida; Harpacticidae. The record is from RefSeq and is a predicted model, not a curated record. Bases 151 to 657 code for a protein of 168 amino acids. The transcript is spliced from 3 exons.
CUCCGUGUUCGUCGAGUUCCCAUGUCUCAUGUCGAGGUGACGUCAUUGAAUAACAGCUAAACAAUCUCGAAGAAGACGAAGCUUGGGAAUUCGCUUUUGGUUUUGAAUCAUGCGAAAGUUGUGAAUACAUUAACAACCGGUGAAAGAAAAAUGAGUGAAACUGCUGACUUGCCUGCCAAGGAUUCUGAGGGGUCAUUUUUAGACCAAAUCCCCUCCAAGACCCCAAAUCACGAGAAGGAGGAUGAGCAACAAUUAUCCUUGGCUUUUUUCCUAACUAUACACACCCUCAUGGUAAUCGCUGCCUACGUCAUGCUACUCGGAAACCUCUACCCAACGACUUCCCUGACCUUCGUAUCAAUUCUAAUUGUAUUUACUCACCUGAGUGUGGUGGAAAUGCUCCUAAGAGGCCUUAAGAAGCAGGUCUUUUCCCAGAUCGCUCCCUGGUUUUGCCUCUCUCUCCUUGACGAGAUCGUCAUCAUUGGGAUGGGAUCGUCUCAUUUGUCACAUUCUUUGGAGGAAGUCGACGGAAGCUUUGGCCAAUUCAUGCGAGAAAAGGGGGCACUCUUUGUCAUUGGAUUGGUGCUUUUUGGCUUACGUGUUGUCACUUGGAUUAAAAUGCUUCUCAGUUGCAUCCACUAUAAAUACCAGAAGUUAUGAGGACCUACAAAGACUUCAACAAAAGUCAUUUUGAUUUGGCAUAUCCAAUUUUUAAUGCUGCCUAUUUAUGAAAAGAAAAAUGUGAUUUAUUUUUUUACCCAAA